AUGCCUCUAGGUAUCAUACAAGUGGAUGGGCAGCAUGCCCCCGGUACUUUCCUGUUGAUUAAUCAAACAGCGGGAGAUGAUUUGUUCCAAACAAAGCAUGACACUAGCAAGAAAGCAGACGUCAUUCUUGUUCCUCAACCCUCCGAUAGUCCAAAUGACCCGUUAAAUUGGCCGCCAUGGAAGAAGAACUUGGCGUAUGCUGUUAUAUUUGCAAAUUCUAUUAUUUAUGCUUCUAUUCCCGCACCACUAAUCGCCCCAUCCACCGUCUUAUUGUCGCAAUCGCUUGGGCGAUCGAUUAAAGACGUUUCAAUGCUAACUGCAUAUCAACUGCUUGUAUGUGCAUGUUACGGACCAAUUGCCUCUGCCUUAGCACAUAAGUACGGGAAACGGCCACAAUUUAUCUUUGGCGCUGUUAUGGGAUUGGUUGGGACAAUCGUCUGUUGCACUACUACCCAUAGCUAUAGCGUCUUGUUAGCCGGCCGGAUCAUCCAGGGUAUUGGUUCAUCCGUGUUUGAGAGUCUAUCAAUGGCGGUUAUUGGUGAUCUCAGGACGUUCAGUGACACCAACUUAUUCAAGCUGGUCUUUGCCCCAUUUGGUGUGCUUCUGAAUCCUGCAGUUAUAUGGUUUACGAUUGUGGGCAGCGUGUGCAUUGCUCUUUAUGUCGCUCUCUCCUAUAUUCUCGCUCAAAUAUGGUCACCUCCUCCCUAUAAUCUAAAUGCCAGGCAAAACGGUACUUUCUAUGUUGGUGCAUUGAUUGGAGGGCUGCUUAGCAGCACAGUCAGCCCAUGGGUAGGGGAUAUAAUCGCCAGCAAGAUGACCAAGUGGAACAAAGGGGUAUAUGAGCCCGAGUUCCGCAUCCCAAUGAUAAUAUUUGCUACUCUAUUCUGUGGCAUUGGAUGGUUUGUCUUUAUGUGGGAUCUUGACAACCCAACUCCCCAUGGUUAUUAUCUCGGUGCAUUCUGUCACGGCUGUCUCUGCGCUGGUACAACUAUCGGGAUGACCGUUGCCAGCCUUUAUGCACUCUCCUUUCUGACAUUAGUUGGGUGUGACAGUGAUUCCUGCCGUGAAAGCUCUACAGAGAUCUUCGUUCUCGCGAUGGCAUCCAAGAACUUCCUUUUCUACGGGUUUUCUGAAUUCAUCAACGACUGGACAGAACGAAAUGGCCCGCAUGAAGUUUUAAGGACUUUCGGGAUUGUGACAAUGUGCAUCAUGGCUACUUCACUCGUGUUGUACAUUUUCGGCAAGGUAAACCGUUGUUUUAUGCACAAGGUCGGCUUAAUGAACAAGUUGAUGGGGUAUCAAUACUAG
Molecule: messenger RNA, 1308 nt
Organism: Talaromyces rugulosus
Lineage: Eukaryota; Fungi; Ascomycota; Eurotiomycetes; Eurotiales; Trichocomaceae
Exons: 10
Coding region: 1-1308 (435 amino acids)
Biological process (GO): transmembrane transport
Molecular function (GO): transmembrane transporter activity
Source: RefSeq, a predicted model, not a curated record